AUGUUGGACAACCAUCCUAAGGAGAUUAUUAUCGUCACGACAGCAGCUUUGAUCGGGAAAAUGAGGGCCGCUCUUAAGGAGUUCAUUCCGAAAGAACAACUACAUAGGAUUAAAGCUCUCGACAUUCCGCUACCCAAUAAAAGAAACCAGCUCAUGCGCGGCAUCCAAGCAGCCACAGGAGAGGUUAUUGUGCUAGCGGACGAUGAUGUGUAUUGGACCAAGAACCUUUUGCAACAAGUCCUCGGCGUUCUGGAAUUGGAACCCGAAGUUGGUGGCGUCACCACGCAGGAAGAAGCACAUGGUCUGGACGCUCGAAGUCCUGAAACAAUCACGUUCUGGGAAGCCCUCGAGGCUCGCCGCCUCAGCAUGCGCAAUAUAGAAAUUGCUGCCUCCAGCUGGCUGGAUGGUAGUCAAACGGUUUUAACUGGACGGACUGCAGCCUAUCGAGCGUGCAUCUUGAAAGACCCGGAAUAUCUGUCUGCGUUCACAAACGAAUACUUUGUAUGGAGAUACCGCAUGCACUGCGGCGAUGACCAGUUUACUACCCGUUGGCUAUUGAACCACGGAUGGAAAACCCGUAUGCAGACAGGGGCUAUGAUCUACUGCGAGGCUCUCAACGACAGUCGUCAUGUGAAACAGACCCUACGAUGGGCAAGGAAUGGUAAGAUCUCAAGUCUGAAGCGGUUUUUCGGAUCAAAACGAAUGUGGAAGCGGUUAGUUAUCCCCUUAUCUUCCUUUGAUGGUCAUUCUUCAAUAGUAACACAAGUAUUAGAUAUCCAUGGCUAG
Molecule: messenger RNA, 786 nt
Organism: Aspergillus tubingensis
Lineage: Eukaryota; Fungi; Ascomycota; Eurotiomycetes; Eurotiales; Aspergillaceae
Product: polysaccharide synthase
Exons: 1
Coding region: 1-786 (261 amino acids)
Source: RefSeq, a predicted model, not a curated record